Messenger RNA from Xenia sp. Carnegie-2017, 753 nucleotides. RefSeq lists its product as uncharacterized. The transcript has 3 exons. The coding region runs from base 28 to 570 and encodes 180 amino acids. The record is from RefSeq and is a predicted model, not a curated record. Lineage: Eukaryota; Metazoa; Cnidaria; Anthozoa; Malacalcyonacea; Xeniidae.
AAAGGAUUAAAUAAGAUUCUGUUGGCCAUGGAACAGCAGAAAACACGGUUGCAUCGAACAGAUAAACACAUCUUGAGUUUAUGUAAAGUUGAGGAGAGUUUAAAAAGAUCGAGGACGAAGAUGAAGUCGAUAUUUGCAGUGUGCUUUUACAUUUUCCUGGCAAACAACUGUCUUUCUGCUUCAGUAUCAAUAGAAGGAGGAAAUGAACGUGAUAAUGACAUGUUAUCAGAGAUAAAACGACGUGGAAUAACCUAUGGAACAGCACUCGGUCAUAAAAACAGUGACGACAGAAAAAAAUAUGCUGCACAAAGAAAGAAAGCAUACGAUGAAUUGUUUGGCAAAAGAACAAGCGACUAUUCCCGACAAAAAUACGAAGCAGAGUCGUCAGAAGAUGAAAGUUUCCCCUCGCAAAGAGAACAGAAAGAUUAUAUGUCCUUCAAUAAAAGAAAUCCAAACAAUAAACCGUUUACUUUCGGUACAGCCCUCGGUCACAAGGGUAAUACAGGUACAACUAAGUACGUUGAUUCGCUCGAUGCAAAAUUCAAAGAGCUUUUUGGUGACGGAAAAUAAACUUUCAAAAAAUGCUUCAUCUGUCCAUGUAUGUUUAAAGAACAAAUUGUAAAUGUCUUGAAUAGUAUAAUUUAAAUUAAAAACAAGAAAGAAAAUACAGGAGUAUGUUUGGCUUAAGAAUAGAAAUAAAAUAGAAAUGUAUCAACAUGACUCGUCUUAAAUAAAAUUUAAUGUAAAAUAUAA